GAAGCUGAUGAAGCAGUUUCUGGUGCUCCAGAGACAAGGCGUCCAGAGUCAUGUCCCUCACCACACCACUGUGGAGGACAUGAGCAACUGGCUUGUUAAGAACAAGACCCUGGAGCAAAACCCUGAGGUCUGCGAUGAGGUUGUAAGAGCUCUAAAGAGCAUUUCCCGGAGCCUGGCCUUCCAGCCGUACUCCAAGCUGUGCUGUCCCUCUAAGGUGGUGGUGGACAUCGUGCCCAGGCUGCUCCAGGCCCUCUGGUCCCGCCAGAUGGAAGGCCCCUGUGACAUGUCCUCCAUGGCCCUGAGCAACAUGAGUGUCACCAAAGUGCUGGCAGUAGUGGAUAACCUCUCUGGAGUUCUGAAGGCCCUUCCUGUCGCUCAGGUCUACUACUCACGUUCCACUGGUGUCAGGAUGGUCCACUCACUCAACCGUAAGAUCCAGUUCCUAAGCAGCCCUGAGGACCUUAGGAGGACUCUUUUAAUCCAAAGUUCCACCCUGAUCAGCACCAUCAUUGAAGCUGUGAGCACGAAAGUCCAGAGGAUGUUUGAAGCUCCUGCUGACUACAUUCCAUUAAGCUCUAUCCGCAGCUGGCUAUCAGAGCCAAAGGCGAGCGAGGUUCGUCCAAAGUGCUCUGACCAGCUGGUAAUCUCCUCGGAGCUCCUGAGGACCAUCAUUGGUCUGAUAGUUUAUGUAGUCUUCGAAGGCCACCUAGAGGAAGACAUCAACCUUCAUUACUGGCCCCUCAUAAAUGACAUAAUCCACCAGCUGUCACUGUGUGGGGUCAAAGUCACAAAGAGAGCGAGCAAGGCUAACUGGCAUCUUGGCUGGGACCAGAUCCUUGAGAUGGUGACAAACAUCCAUACCCAUCUUCACCACUACACUGGCACAGAGCUGGUACUUAGGUUUGCAACAUCUGCCAGGGCCACCAUGCUAACGAGGCACAUGGUUCACCAUGUGGUCGAGGAGCUGGUAAAGCUGAAGGACUUGGAUGAAGGGACAACAGCUUCAGGGAGCAGUGAGUCUGUGGACGUGAACCUGGCAAUCACCGACCACUUUGUCCCUAUCCUUGUCAAAGCGGUGGACUGGCUUCAACCCCUGGCCACUACCCCAGCGGUGGACAUAGCAGCACCCCUAAUCACUAACUCAGUCAAAGUGGACAACAUCACAACAACCCUGACCACUACACCAGUUGACCUCCAGUCAGGGGAUGUUGUGGUCAAACACCCAGCACCCUGCAUUCCAACUGCAGGCUUUGCCACGGCACCAUGCAUACUACCCCCAGGCUUUGCCCCGGCACCAUGCACCCCACCACCAGGCUUUGCUCUUGCUUUUCCCCAGCACCCUGCCCCCCCACCACCAGGCUUUGCCCCAGCACCCUGCAUUCCACCCCCAGGCUUUGCCCCGGCACCCUGCACCCCACCACCAGGCUUUUCCCCAGCACCCUGCAUUCCACCCCCAGGCUUUGCCUCGGCAUCCUGCACCCCACCACCAGUCCCUCCCCCGUCCAUCCUGAGACACAUUGUCCUCCGGUUCUUGGAGAAGUCAGGCUGUGCUCCGGCACACUGCACCCCACCACCAGGCUUUGCCCCGGCACCCUGCACCCCACCACCAGGCUUUGCCCCAGCACCCUGCAUUCCACCCCCAGGCUUUGCCUCGGCAUCCUGCACCCCACGACCAGGCUUUGCCCCGGCACCCUGCACCCCACCACCAGGCUUUGCCCCAGCACCCUGCAUUCCACCCCCAGGCUUUGCCCCGGCACCCUGCACCCCACCACCGGGCUUUGCCCCAGCACCCUGCAUUCCACCCCCAGGCUUUGCCUCGGCAUCCUGCACCCCACCACCAGGCUUUUCCCCAGCAACCUGCACUCCGUCGCCAUGCUUUGCAGCUAAUGCCAUGCCAGGCUUUGGCACGAAAGUCAUCCUGAAACUAAUGGUCCUGCUAUUCCUGGAGAGGCUCCCUCCUGCAUCAGAGGACCUUGUGUCAGAGUUCCUCACUGUCGCCGAUCGUAUCUGCACGCUGUUUCAAAGCAUCACUGCCAGAUUCCGCAACAUCAUUAAUGAGGACCUGGAGAAAUGUACAGACUCUGACAGUAAGCAGUACUGGGCUAACACCUUCUACUGGGAGUACAUGAAGAGGUACCCAUCAUCCCAGUGCCUGGGGAUUGAAGCCUUCACAUGUGAUGAGGAGAGAUGUUUAGUGGUGGCCAACUUGUUUGCAAAGAAAAUGUACCCCAAGAUGUUCCUCUCAGCAGAAGACUUCGACACGGCUGAAGAUUCAGGGAGCAAUGGAUCUGUGGACAUGAACCUGGCAAUCUCCGACGAAUUUGUCCCUAACCCUGUCAAGGUGUUGGAGGUGCUUCGACCCCUGUCACUGCCAGACAUCAAAGAGCCCUUGACCACUAUCCAUGACAAAGUGGUGGACAACACAACAACAACCCUGGUUGCUGCCCCAGUUAAGAUGGACAACAUCACAACACCCCUGGCCCUGACCAUUAACUUAGUCAACCUCAAGGUUACGGAUGAACCAGUUGACCUCCAGUCAGGGGAUGUUGUGGUCAAACACCCAGCACCCUGCAUUCCAACCGCAGGCUUUGCCACGGCACCAUGCAUACUACCCCCAGGCUUUGCCCCGGCACCCUGCACCCCACCACCAGGCUUUGCCCCAGCACCCUGCAUUCCACCCCCAGGCUUUGCCCCGGCACCCUGCACCCCACCACCAGGCUUUUCCCCAGCACCCUGCCCCCCACCACCAGGCUUUGCCCCAGCACCCUGCAUUCCACCCCCAGGCUUUGCCCCGGCACCCUGCACCCCACCACCAGGCUUUGCCCCAGCACCCUGCAUUCCACCCCCAGGCUUUGCCUCGGCAUCCUGCACCCCACCACCAGGCUUUGCUCUUGCAUCCUUCCCCCCACCACCAGUCCCUCCCCCGUCCAUCCUGAGACACAUUGUCCUCCGGUUCUUGGAGAAGUCAGGCUGUGCUCCGGCACACUGCACCCCACCACCAGGCUUUGCCCCGGCACCCUGCACCCCACCACCAGGCUUUGCCCCAGCACCCUGCAUUCCACCCCCAGGCUUUGCCUCGGCAUCCUGCACCCCACGACCAGGCUUUGCCCCGGCACCCUGCACCCCACACCAGGCUUUGCCCCAGCACCCUGCAUUCCCCCCAGGCUUUGCCCGUCACCACACAGGCUUUGCCCCCAGCACCCUGCAUUCCACCCCCAGGCUUUGCCACGGCACCCUGCACCCCACCACCAGGGCUUUGCCCCAGCACCCUGCAUUCCACCCCCAGGCUUUGCCUCGGCAUCCUGCACCCCACCACCAGGCUUUUCCCCAGCAACCUGCACUCCGUCGCCAUGCUUUGCAGCUAAUGCCAUGCCAGGCUUUGGCACGAAAGUCAUCCUGA
Messenger RNA from Coregonus clupeaformis (lake whitefish), 3400 nucleotides. RefSeq lists its product as uncharacterized. NCBI's taxonomy places the organism in Eukaryota, Metazoa, Chordata, Actinopteri, Salmoniformes, Salmonidae. The transcript has 9 exons. The record is from RefSeq and is a predicted model, not a curated record. Bases 8 to 3400 code for a protein of 1130 amino acids.